This is a messenger RNA of Amorphotheca resinae ATCC 22711, 966 nucleotides long. RefSeq lists its product as hypothetical. The record is from RefSeq and is a predicted model, not a curated record. The transcript is spliced from 2 exons. NCBI's taxonomy places the organism in Eukaryota, Fungi, Ascomycota, Leotiomycetes, Helotiales, Amorphothecaceae. The coding region runs from base 1 to 966 and encodes 321 amino acids.
AUGCCUCUAAUAAUCCUAACCGGCUACCCCACAUCCGGCAAAACCCACCGCGCCCAACAGCUCUACACAUACUUCACUGAAAAAAUCUCGUCGCUGCCGGCCUCGUCUCCAGUUUCCGGGCUCCGCGUACAUCUGAUCUCCGACCACACCCUCGGGAUCCCGCGGUCCGUCUACAACCUCGAGACGAAGGAUGUGCACGAGCGCUCGAACAACGCCUCGGAGAAGGAUGCCCGCGCGACAAUCUACGCGGCCGUGAAGCGGGUGCUGACCAGCAAGGACAUGGUGAUUCUGGAUGGGGGGAAUUAUAUCAAGGGAUGGAGGUACCAGUUGUAUUGCGAGGCGAAGGCGGUUCGGACUACGCAUGCGGUGGUGCAUGUCGGGACGCCGGUGAGCCAGGCGCGGGAGCUCAACCAGAAACGCUUAGGGGAACGGGAUGCUGCUGCGGGGGAGGAGGCGAGGGAGGAGGAAAGACCGUAUGAGAGCGCGUGUUGGGAGAAUCUGGUGUUCCGGUAUGAAGAGCCGAAUGCGAUGGCGCGCUGGGAUAGUCCGCUCUUCACGGUGCUAUGGGACGACGCUGCGCCGCCGGGCGACGCGAUUUGGGAUGCGCUGAUCGGGUCAGAGGCUGAGGGGGGCAAGAAGCUGGUGCGUCCGAAUCAGGCGACGGUCUUGCCGCAGGUUAGUAGCGAGGAUUUCCUGUAUGAGCUGGAUCGAAGUACGCAGAUGAUCCUGAAUCGGAUUCUAGACUGGACGAAGGAUCAUCCGGGGGAAGGGGGUGGGGAGGUUAGUGUUGGGGAGGAGGAUAAGGAGGAAUUGGUGGUUGAGCUGCCUCCGAAUCCGGUGGGGUUGCCUGCGCUGCAGAGGUUGAGGAGGCAGUUUAUUGGGCUGAAUAGGAAGAAUCCGGUGCCGGUAAAGAGAAUCAGGGAGAGUUUCGUGGGGUAUCUGAAUGAUUCCUUUCAGGCUGCAUAA